This is a messenger RNA of Melanotaenia boesemani (Boeseman's rainbowfish), 4490 nucleotides long. RefSeq names its product cyclin-dependent kinase 12 (gene tent5d). The coding region runs from base 240 to 3875 and encodes 1211 amino acids. The record is from RefSeq and is a predicted model, not a curated record. Gene Ontology annotation, biological process: mRNA stabilization. NCBI's taxonomy places the organism in Eukaryota, Metazoa, Chordata, Actinopteri, Atheriniformes, Melanotaeniidae. The transcript is spliced from 4 exons. Gene Ontology annotation, molecular function: RNA binding; poly(A) RNA polymerase activity.
UAAGAGAGACAGCCGAUUCAGCACCGGGUCUAACCGGAGCCGGUAGACAAAAUACAAACCCUCAUUUGAGACACGCAAACUCUCCGAACCUGUAGCUCGGUGGAUACUCGAGGUUUUAUUCAGCUUCCAAGACAGGAGCCAGUCGCUCCCUUUGAUGCAAAGGCAACAGAGUGGGAUGCAGUCGUCUCUCUCAGGAUUUCUGUCUUAUCAGACAACUUCUUUGUUCUUCAGGCAGCAGCAUGUCUGAAAAGAAAUCCAGUCAGCGGUUUCACAGCCUGAACACCGAGCAGGUUGAGGUCCUCCAUCAGGUUCUUUCCGAGGUAGUUCCAAUCCACGGCCGCGGAAACUUUCCCACGCUGGAGCUGCGUCCUCGUGACAUCAUCAUAGCGGUGCGGGCUAGGCUGCAGAAUCAGGGAAUCACAGUUAGAGAUGUUCGUCUGAAUGGCUCCACAGCCAGCCAUGUCCUUGUUCGAGACAACGGAACAAGCUAUAAGGACCUGGACAUCAUCUUUGGAGUGGAGUUGCCCAGUCAAGAGGAAUUUCAGGUGAUCAAAGAAUCAGUGCUGGGUUGCUUGCUGGACUGCCUGCCUGCUGGGGUCAACAGAGAGCGGAUCAGCAGCGCCACGAUGAAGGAAGCCUAUGUUCAGAAAAUGGUCAAAGUAUUCAACGAGCAUGACCGCUGGAGCCUCAUCUCCCUGUCGAACAACAGCGGCAAAAACCUGGAGCUCAAGUUUGUCAGUGUGCUAAGACGGCAGUUUGAGUUCAGUGUGGACUCUUUCCAGAUCAUUCUGGACCGUCUCUUAGAGUCAUACAUGCAGCACGAUGCACAGCACAAAAUGAAUACUGUUCAUCUUAAGGACCAGCCGGCAGAGAGUCAGAGUAAAUGCAGUUCUUCGGUGCUCAAACAGACCAUUGCUCCAGAUAUGGAGAAGUCAAUAGGUGGAGACUUAUCUGAUGGAGAAAAGACUCAGAACAUCCAGACUCAACAGAGAGAUGAAGUGCACGAGAGAGAGAAAACUGAACAAUCAAACCAGGAAAAGCAGUCUGUAGUGGAAAAAGAGAAAACAUCAACAGGAACAGCAGAAGUGUCUGAGCACAAAGAAAAAUUAAAUAAGACAGACCAGACAUCUGUAAACAUUUUGUCAGAAAAGAGACAAACCUCUGAGGAAACCGAGCCACCAGCUCAGAAUGAACUCAGACAAGAGCCAGAGCUCUUAGAGAAGCCUGAGUCCUCAGUGACGCAAGAACAGUCAGAGCAAAUGAAAUCCUGUGAUGGCCAACAACCAGCACAUUCAAAUUAUAAAGAACUCUCUGUUGAGAAAGAACUGGCUAGCCACACAGAACCGCCUGACGUGCAGAGAAAACUCACAGGGCAGAUAGGACAUUCUGAUACGGCCGACACAUCGCAAAACCCACAGACAGAGUGUUUAAACCUUGCAGAGGAGCCUCACAGUACAGAGAAGUCUGAUAAAACAAACUUAUCUAAGGGUCUCAGAAAGGAUCAGAGAAGCAAUGAGGCAGAUAAAACUCAACACGUGUCUUCUCCAGACGACAGCACAUCUUCAUGUGCUAAGGUAGAGAUGCAGUUAGAAGAUGAAAGAAAAGCAGAAACAGAGGACAGUGAGGAGAUUGAAGCAGAGAGGAAAAAGGACACAGAAAUGAGUGAAGUCACAGAGGAGAUCUCAGCACUGGAGGAGAAACAUGGAGAAGACACACAGAGUAUUGAUUGUUCCUGCUCCACCUCUUCCACUCUUACACCUAUCAACACACAGCCUGCUGACACUGAAGACACACUGGAGGCUCAUAGCACACAAUACCCAGAUAGCUCAGAGAAAACCACUAACAUGCUUGAUGCCGUCAGCCCACCAGAUGCUCAGGAUAUUUCACCUACACCACCUAGCCUUGUUUCUGAUAAAAAGACAUCCUCCUCUCCUUCUGGUAAGGUCUCAGACAGACUAUCUCACAUGGUGGUGCUCAAACACUCAUCUCCCAAACCUCCUCGGAGGAUGUGUAGAAAGGUUACCCCUAGUCCUUACCCCAGUCCAGUUUCUGAAAGUGAACUUGUUGUCACACUCUGUUCAGAUUCAAACCUUUUCCCUGCACUUGAAUCUAACACAGUCUGUAACCUAAAAUCAGCAGCUGCCAGUUUGCAACCGACGACUGUCCCUACAGCUGGGCUCGAGCCUGAUCCUUCCAAUAACCUACCAUCAAAUCCUGACUUCACCUCAGUUUGUGGUCCAGCCCUCGAUAUAAUCCCUGUCACAGAUGUGGAUCCCACAUCUGAGUUACCUCAAGAGCCAUCUUCCUCUCAGAUAAUCACAGAAAGUUUGUGUGAAGAAAGCUUGAAAGAGACACUAAACACACAUUUUGUUUUUGAUGAGCAAAGCCAGUCCUCCACAAGAGAAACUGUAUCUGAUCUCAGACAAUCAGAGUGUCUCGACUCAGUGGAAACAUCAGUUUCACAUACUGACACGUCCAGCUCCAGCAGCCAAGACACUGCACUUCCUGCUGAUGAAGAUGAAGCUAGAAUAACCACAAAAUCAAAUCUGAAUCCACACAACAGUCCACAAGAAACCACAAUUAGUUCACCUCUCACGUCCCAGUCUGUCACCUCCUCUGUGUCCUGUCUCAACCCUCCUGUGCUCAGUCUCUCCCCUCCAUGUUUCACUCCCUCACCCCCCAGCCUCAGUCCUCCCCCAUGUGUAACACCACCGUCUCCGAUAAUAAAUACAACAAGCCCUACUGCCAGCUUUAGCUCUCCACCUCUAAGUUUUAGCCCGACCUCAUCCUGCCUCAGCUCACCUCCUUACCUCACCCCUCCUAUGCUCAGCCUAAGCCCUCCUCCACUCUGUCUGACACCACCUUCUCCCUGCCUCAGUCCUCCACUCCUUUGCCUCACUCCGCCUGUGGAGUCUGAGGACCUUGUACCUCAGGUAACUUCAGACAUGGAGUCUUUGAUACUGAAUACAAACAGUGAUGAACAGAUUGAACAACUCUCCCUUCAGUCAGGAGAUCCUCCUCUAGAGUUGGAGGAUAAAAAGGAAAACGAUUAUAUCUCAUCGUUGCCUCAAGUUGCAGAGCCUGUGUCUUUUCCAAUCACAAUUCCAAGCUCCAAUUCACAUGUGCUGCCUCACUCUCAGUCUGGAGGCUUAGGGGAAUCUGCCCCUCCAAAGGCCAUUGAGGCAUCCACAUCUGUGCCUGAGAACGAAGAGGCCCCAAAGGUAACAAAAGACAUGUCUGAAGAGUGCAGCUCUCCUCAAGCAUCCGACUCAGUCCCUGCUGUCGAGGUCCUGGCAGAAAGCAUGUAUGGUGACUUUGAGGCCGCCAUGGAUCACCUGCGCUAUCGCCUGAUUGCUACCAGAAACCCUGAAGAGAUUCGAGGUGGUGGCUUGUUGAAAUACAGCAACCUGCUGGUCAGAGACUACAGACCGGCUAGUGAGACUCAGAUAAAGACGCUGGAGCGCUACAUGUGCUCACGUUUUUUCAUCGAUUUCCCUGAUGUGCAGGAGCAGCAGAGAAAAAUCCUGUCCUACUUGAAGAACCACUUCAUUGGCGAGGAGAGAAGCAAAUACCAGUACCUGAUGACGCUGCGUCGCGUGAUAGACGACAGCACCGUGUGUCUGAUGGGCCAUGAGAGGCGUCAAACACUGAACAUGAUCACAGUGCUGGCAUUGAAGGUUCUUGGAGAACAGAACAUCAUACCCAACACAGACCACGUGACGUGCUUCUACCAGCCUGCCCCCUACCUUGCAGAGCACAGCGCCCCCUAUCUAGCAGAACCCAGCUACUGCAGCUACUACAUACCACAAGGGGGAUCAACUCUGCUGUACCAACCAUACCCUUUACACCUGCACCCGCAGACUGGUCUAGUCUGAGACCCUUGUGAACAUACAUGUACACAAAACCCACAUUUAAGCAAGGGCAUUGUGCUCACUAUGAAGGAAAAGCUGGAAAAUGGAAAUUAUAAUCCAGGAAUAAACUGUUUGGUCUAUAAUAGACCUGUGGGGGUGGGAUUGAGUGGGUUUUUACAGUGACCUCCCUGAGUACUAUAUAAGGUUUUAACAUGAUUAUAUGUAAUUAUCUGGGCUUUGUGGGAAAAUAAUAAUUCUUCCAAUAUUAUUAAAAUUCCAGAAAAUGCUGUAUGCACUGCAUGAGUCAUAGGCCUUUGGUCUCCCUGGGAAACCAACUGUGCUGUUGACAUUCUCAGACAUACAUGCACACAAACAUACACACACACACACACACACACACACACACACACACACACCCACACACACACACACACACCCACACACACACACGUCCAGGUUCUUAAUUCUUCUUCACUCUUUUCAUGUUCUUACUGUGUUGUUCUUAAUGGGUUUGUUCAGAACGUGGACCUUGCCUGUGGUUGCUAUUGUGCAUGGAAACAUUAGGACUGUUUUCUCACUGCCAAAUACUGUGUGAAUUCUAUGCUUCUCAAACAGUUUCUUGUAACUUUGUUAUUCCUC